AGCAGGAAGUAGCCUCUCUUUUUGUCCCAGCAGAGGUUACGGAGCGGGGUUGUGGACACGAGGGUGAAGUAGUUCUUGAGACGCUUCUCUAGGACAUGGACACGAACAACCACCCAGGGUCCUCCGCGGGCAGGGGAGGACUUGGAAGCUUUUUUGGAGGUGGAUCUGCGGGUUAUUCGCACUCAGACUUGGCCGGGGUGCCGCUAACUGGUAUGAGUCCGCUGUCUCCAUAUUUAAAUGUUGACCCACGGUACUUAGUGCAGGAUACAGAUGAAUUUAUUUUGCCCACCGGUGCAAACAAAACUCGUGGCAGGUUUGAACUGGCAUUCUUCACCAUUGGAGGCUGCUGUAUGUCAGGAGCAGCGUUUGGGGCAUUAAAUGGACUUCGACUUGGUUUUAAAGAGACUCAAAAUAUGUCCUGGUCAAAACCCAAAAAUGUUCAGAUUUUGAAUAUGGUUACAAGGCAGGGUGCAUUGUGGGCCAACACUUUGGGAUCUUUAGCAUUAUUGUACAGUGCCUUUGGGGUGAUCAUAGAGAAGGCACGAGGAGCAGAAGAUGACCUCAAUACUGUAGCAGCCGGCACAAUGACAGGGAUGCUUUAUAAAUCCACAGCUGGACUGCGUGGCGUGGCUCGUGGUGGAUUUGCUGGUUUAGCACUCACAAGCAUUUAUGCUCUAUACAGUAACUGGGAGCACAUCAAGGGCUCUUCAACAAGACUUUCUGCUUGAAACAAAACUUUGUGGACUACAAAAACUGUAUAAAACCUGGUAUGAGUAGCCCUAAAGCCUGUCUAUGAGCACUUGAUACCUCUGAACGUCUGCUUUGGGUUAUAUGAGCUGAGGGAAUGUGUUUGAGGAAGAUGUGUGAGCUUCGUCAACAGCAGACCAAAAGGAAAUGUGCCGCAGAGGAAGCGAACCAUUGCCAGCACAUACCAAGUUCUGUCAAUCUUGUAUCAAAGGCAACAGAAGUAUAUAUUUAAAUGUAUGUAAUUUCAUCCAGCUGUAUUUAAUUAUGUUGUGUACUGAUAGAAUCCCUGCACUUUUAAACAAAAGAUAUAAAAAAAAAAGCCACUAGAGCGAUAA
Bombina bombina (fire-bellied toad) is the source of this 1082-nucleotide messenger RNA. RefSeq names its product translocase of inner mitochondrial membrane 23 homolog B (gene TIMM23B). Gene Ontology annotation, molecular function: transmembrane protein transporter activity. The record is from RefSeq and is a predicted model, not a curated record. The coding region runs from base 96 to 728 and encodes 210 amino acids. Gene Ontology annotation, biological process: protein import into mitochondrial matrix. Lineage: Eukaryota; Metazoa; Chordata; Amphibia; Anura; Bombinatoridae. Gene Ontology annotation, cellular component: mitochondrial inner membrane; TIM23 mitochondrial import inner membrane translocase complex. The transcript has 7 exons.